Molecule: messenger RNA, 605 nt
Organism: Effrenium voratum
Lineage: Eukaryota; Dinophyceae; Suessiales; Symbiodiniaceae
Source: the annotation of a GenBank genome assembly
AGAAGCUCGGGCUCGAAGAGAGCGGCGACAUUGCUCCCUGCGUGCAAGACGGUAGCUGAAGUUGACAGCCAUGGCUCGCUCGUCGACUCUGAUGACUCUUUGCGUGGCGAUCGCCGCAUGCCUGGCGCUCCGAUGCAGCAUGGCCUUCCUCAGUGCCCCAGCCCCACAGGCACAGCUCCGAGGGACGCCCCUCGAGAUCGCUGCCAGCGCCGCGGUGCCAGCGGCGCUUCUGACACCAACAGCCGCCAUGGCCGCGGAUGGUGAGGGCAUGCCUUCCGUGGUGCUGGGAGUUGGCAUCCUGUGCAUGCUGGCAGCCUUCAGUGCGGUCUCCAGCGUCAUCAGCGCAACCGUCACCUCCGAGCUGGAUUAAACUUUUCUCAGCCGUUUGAGUGCUGCGUCGAUUGGCUGCAAGGCGCGCGCCAGCAGCGGAUGUUUUUUCCCGACUUUCCGCAAGACAUUUGCUGGAAAACGUGAUGUGGCUAAGUUGGAACUAAGGAUGCUGGAGAUUGCUGGGGCGUUGUGCUUGUUGUGGGGGAUGAUGAUGAUGAUGAUGAUGAUGAUGAUGAUGAUGAUGAUGAUGAUGAUGAUGAUGAUGAUGAUGAUGA